Messenger RNA from Paramuricea clavata, 3179 nucleotides. NCBI's taxonomy places the organism in Eukaryota, Metazoa, Cnidaria, Anthozoa, Malacalcyonacea, Plexauridae. The record is from the annotation of a GenBank genome assembly.
AUGGUACAGCCAACGAAACCUACCGGUGCACCAACAGCGACCACCGGAUUUACCCUAGGUGGUACACCCACAGCAACCACGCAAGCAGCGGGGAUUGGUACUGGGGUAAAACUAGGAGGGCCCACCUUGGGGACCACGCCCCAAACAACUGGAGGUGGGUUCAAACUUGGAAGUGCACCCACAACAUCUCAACCUGGCUUGACUUCAGGAGGCACCACGCCCCAAGUGACGGGUGGUGGGUUCAAACUUGGAGGUGCGCCCGCAACAUCUCAACCUGGCUUGACUUCAGGAGGAACACCCGCAACACAAGCAACCCCUGGCUUUUCGUUCGGUACAACCCCCGCAAGUACACAAGGAACUACCCAACCUGUGCAAGGCUUGGGCCUAGGGCAGAGCACAACCGGGUUUAACUUCGCAGGACAGCUAGGUGGACAACCUAAAACCACCACUACAGCAACCCCAGCAAGUACCGUGGCAAAAACGAUCGUGGGGACAAAUACAAAUUUGGUAUUUGCUGCAAAAGUGAAGUCAACACUUCCUGGAGCGACGCCAUUGCUAACGACAACCAGCACGGCAAAACCAACACUUGGCUUGACACUACCGCAAACAUCGACAACUACUUCCACGGCAGGUUUGUUAUCUUACCUAAUCUAUUGUUUCAUUAUCCAUAAGAAAUACUGUAUUGUUGACAGGGCAGCUAAGAAGUUGCCAAGAUUUAUAUUCUUGCUGCCAGGAUUUAUAUCGUUGGUUUAGCAACCUUGUGUCAAGAAAUUUUAAGGGUCUUUGUUGUGACGGGUCUUUAAGUGGCUCUAAUUGUGAGUAAUUAUCUAAAACUUGCACCUGUCAUGGGUUUAGUAUGCACCAGUUUUUGCAGUACUGCACUUUGAACACUACAGGUCUAUGAGCUCAUUUAAGCGAUUACACUCGUCAACGGGGAAGCUCUGCAGCUUAAUAAGUUAACCAAGAAAUCUGACGAUGUCUCCAGUUAACCCAUUGGCUCGCAAUGCGCCCUAGUGCGCUUUACUUAUUUCUUUUUCUUGUCUAACACCAGAGAUUUUACUCGUCAACGGGGAAGCUUUGCAAGCUUAAUGGGUUAAAAGUCUUUUAUAUUGUCGUAUUUUCUCAUUGUCAGGCUUAACUUUUGGUGGUACAGCAAGUGGGGUAGCGACAACUUCUUCUACUGCAUCAGGGUUUAAGUUACCAACAACGACUGCAGGCAUAACUGGUAAACCAGGUACUGUGUUAAAACAUUCAAUACUCAAAAAAAAACAAAUUUUGUAUUUUAUGUCGACGUCGACACUGGAUCUUAUAAACGAGGGUUCCUACAAAACUUGAAAAUACUUGAAAAUCCUUGAAUUUGGAAACAAAAGUUCAUGGUGUUGAAAGUCCUUGAGUUUAUAAAGAAGUGCUUGAAAGUCCUUAAAUUGUUCUUGCUUUAGUGAGUAUUUUUUUAAAUUGUUUGGCAUUAAGAAUUGGACAUUUUGUAAGUUGAUUUUGUUCAUGUCUUACAAAGGCCAAAGCUGUUUGACAUUCAUUAAAGUUGCCGUUCGAACAGAGUUUAACGUCACUUUUUACUGAUAUCUAAGUCUAACACCUUUUCAGCCUUUAGUCCUUGAAUUUCCUGAUAUAUAAGCUUGAAAGGCCUUGAAUUUAACUCUUCCUGACCUGAACGAGCCCUGAUAAACUGUAGCUAGUUGCAGGAAAAAUUGUUUAAAUUUUCAUAUGUUAUUUUGUCUUUUAUGUUUUAGCAACAUCAGGAACAGCGGCCACAACAACAAGGUAAAUAAAUCGGAUAUUGUAUUGAAUUGGGCUAAAUACUAAAAAUGAUAGAAUAUCUCGUUCAAAUGUUGUUAUAUACAGACAUACUGUAUUUGCAAUAAUAGCAACUGUACAGAAACCCAGAGGUAUAGCCACAGGGGUGGGAGGAAUGUGGAGAUCCCCCCCCCUGCCAGUUUUCUUCAGGACCGAUUUUGUAAUUCUUUCAAAACUGACAAGAAACUGGGGGGGGGGCAUAACCUCGUAAUAUUUUCAUCUAUGACUCAAAAUCUAUCAAAUUUGUGGCUUUCAGAUUAUCAUAAAAGAUGCAUAUAAUGCAUGAAAUACUGUUUUGCAGACCCUAAAAAUAGAAAAAUUUCUGCGGGACCAUGGCCCCAGCCGGCCUGAUAAUUAGAUCCCCCUCUCGUUUGGAAUUGCCUUCACCUCUGCUGAAACCUAAUGUAUGUUGUUUUAGCACGGAGAAGUAUACAUAUAAACAGCUGGAAGACCAAGUGAACAAAGUAAGUUGCACUCAGUAUUAAGUUGCAACUCUCCUUAAGGUUACAGGACACCCUUUUUGGCGUUUUGCGGAAAAUCGCUACUGCGCGCUCAAUAUCAGUCCGAUUUUCAUCAAAUUUUCACCAAAUGUUCUCCAGUGCAUGCAAAAUAUGGUAAAGUUGUACAAUUAACAAACAAUAAAAUAAUAUAAGAAUUAUUCAGGAAAAUCUUAAAUCGCGGUACCGUUACGCUUUUGAGUUGUGCUCCUGCUGGUUUUAAGUUAUAUUUAUGAAAAUAUCAUUUUUAUACAGUAAAAAAUUGUGUUCGGAAUUUUUUGUUUAUUUCGUCAUUCCGCUGAUAUGGCGAUUUCUUUGACGACUGCAACAUAUUUCUGAAUUGUUUGAGUGAAAAGCUCUUUAUUAUUAAAAUAUCCAAAAUUAAAAUAAAACCGAACACAGUUUUGAAAUUGACGUCUUUAGCUAUGUCCUGUGAAAAUGUGAGAAAAAUUGGUCAAAACCCGCAGGAGCACAACUCAUUUGAAAAUCAGCAAUUACCGUAAAAUUCUUCUGGAGAAAAUUGAAUUUAAAUAUUACAUUUUCAAUGUUUUUCUUAUUGCAGCGAAAUGUAUUUUAUUAAAUAACUCUGCGAGUUUUCAACAUUUUUCGUUCAAACUUGGUCAGAUAGUAGAACUAGUAUAAUGCUUUCAUGGAAACCAAUAAAAAAAUUUUAGGCAAAAUUAACCCUCAAAGGUGUUCUGUAACCUUAACGGAAGAAAAGGUUUACAAAACUUUGAUUGUGUAUAAAUAAAGAUAAUUUCUUCUUUGUUUUAGUGGAACAUUGAGUUGGAAGAUAUGGAAAAAGCAUUUUUGGAACAGGCGGCCAAUGUGAAUGUCGCUGAUAGAGAACUCAUGGAAAAUGGAGAAAAA